Messenger RNA from Anguilla rostrata (American eel), 4525 nucleotides. RefSeq names its product SMAD family member 3b (gene smad3b). The record is from RefSeq and is a predicted model, not a curated record. The coding region runs from base 524 to 1801 and encodes 425 amino acids. Gene Ontology annotation, molecular function: I-SMAD binding; RNA polymerase II cis-regulatory region sequence-specific DNA binding; DNA-binding transcription factor activity, RNA polymerase II-specific. Gene Ontology annotation, cellular component: heteromeric SMAD protein complex. The transcript is spliced from 9 exons. Lineage: Eukaryota; Metazoa; Chordata; Actinopteri; Anguilliformes; Anguillidae. Gene Ontology annotation, biological process: transforming growth factor beta receptor signaling pathway; anatomical structure morphogenesis; SMAD protein signal transduction.
AGGCAGACUUCUAAAUAGACUUCAGUGGGCGCUUCACCGCAUUACCACAGAGUGAGGAAAGCGGAUGACUCGUCACCUCAAACCGUUCACCCAAAGCCAAACUUUGUAGCUGGUAGCUAGUUUUGCGCUCAGGACACAAACCAGCCCUUGUGGUUAUUGUUUGCUAUUUGCGCUGCCUAAAAAAUGAACUUGACGACUGAUAAGGGAGUUCUCCGAUGGCUUCAUUUAUGAGGCGUGAGUUAAGAGUGAGCGAGAAAGAACUACGUUUCGCUGCGGAUUGUUACUACUAGUUACAACAGAGCAACUGCGAGUAGUGAAGAGCGAAAACCUAUUGCUAGCUUGCUAGCUGUGUUCGGGUUGAGCGUUCGAGCACGGAAAGUUUUCAGUGCAUGCGUGCGUCCUAUAAAUUUUCAGUUUGACUCAAUUGUAUACGUUGAAUUAUUCCUUUUAAAUACAAAGGACUACGGCUGUAUUUUAACCCAAAAAGACUGCUCAAAAUUGGGAGGACUUUACUGAGCUCAAGAUGUCAAUUUUACCUUUUACUCCCCCGAUUGUGAAAAGGCUUUUGGGCUGGAAAAAAGGAGAACAGAACGGCCAAGAAGAGAAGUGGUGCGAAAAGGCGGUUAAAAGCCUCGUGAAGAAGUUGAAAAAGACUGGUCAACUGGAUGAGUUGGAAAAAGCCAUCACCACGCAGAAUAUCAACACGAAAUGCAUUACCAUACCGAGGUCUCUGGAUGGCCGCCUGCAGGUGUCCCACAGGAAGGGGCUGCCCCAUGUCAUAUACUGCCGGCUGUGGCGCUGGCCGGACCUGCAGAGCCACCACGAGCUGCGGGCCAUGGAGCUGUGCGAGUUCGCCUUCCACAUGAAGAAGGACGAGGUGUGCGUCAACCCCUACCACUACCAGAGGGUGGAGACGCCAGUGCUGCCCCCGGUCCUGGUUCCUCGGUACACAGAGAUCCCCAGUGAAUUCCCACCACUGGAUGACUACAGCCACUCCAUCCCCGAGAACACCAACUUCCCCGCCGGCAUCGAGCCCCAGAGCAACUACAUCCCCGAGACGCCUCCGCCAGGCUACCUCAGUGAGGACGGGGAGACCAGCGACCACCAGAUGAACCACAGCAUGGACGCCGGGUCCCCAAACCUGUCGCCCAACCCCGUCUCUCCAGCACACACCAACCUGGACCUGCAGCCGGUGACGUACUGUGAGCCGGCGUUCUGGUGCUCCAUAUCCUACUAUGAGCUGAACCAGCGCGUGGGGGAGACCUUCCACGCCUCCCAGCCCUCGCUCACUGUGGACGGCUUCACUGACCCGUCCAACUCUGAGCGCUUCUGCCUGGGCCUGCUCUCCAACGUCAACCGCAACGCCGCCGUGGAGCUCACCCGUCGGCACAUCGGCAGGGGGGUGCGGCUGUACUACAUCGGGGGAGAGGUGUUUGCCGAAUGCCUCAGCGACAGCGCCAUCUUUGUCCAGAGUCCAAACUGCAACCAGCGCUACGGCUGGCACCCAGCCACCGUCUGCAAGAUCCCACCAGGCUGCAACCUGAAGAUCUUCAACAACCAGGAGUUUGCCGCCCUGCUGGCCCAGUCGGUGAACCAGGGCUUCGAGGCGGUGUACCAGCUCACCCGCAUGUGCACCAUCCGCAUGAGCUUCGUCAAGGGCUGGGGGGCGGAGUACAGGCGACAGACGGUGACUAGCACCCCCUGCUGGAUCGAGCUGCACCUCAACGGCCCGCUGCAGUGGCUGGACAAGGUGCUCACCCAGAUGGGCUCCCCCAGCAUCCGGUGUUCCAGCGUGUCAUAGGAAGGCCCCCCCCCGCCUCACAUCCCGGACGACGCACAGACCAAAACCCACAGAGAAAAUUGGGGGGGGGAGAAUGGGGCCCCCCCCGCACAGCAGAUCUGCUGCACACACCCCAUCUGUUGGAUCCAGCACCACUUCACACAUGGUCCUAAAGCACUUUUAUUUCAUGUUUGUGGCAAAGGGGAUGAGUGCAUUACAAACAGUACAGUUUGUAUUGUUUUCACGCUUUCUGUAUCGAUUUGAUGCUGAAUUUUAAAAAAGAAAAAGAAAAUGUGUAUAUUGUCUUGGCAUUCGCUGCCAAACAGCCAUCGUGAGCCAUAGGUGAAAAAUAAUGAAAAAUGUCCCGUCUGUAGUUCUUCAUGUUUUUAGCUGUACAUAUACCAGCAGAGAUGUAGUUGUAGUUCAGAGCGCAUUAUGAACAAUGAAAGACUGUUAUCUUUGUUGUGGACAGAAAAGGAAAUGGAUGUUUGACUGCUUGGAGCGGGGGUGUCAGACUCAGAUCCUGGAGGGCUGUGUGUGUCCUGGCUCUUCAGCGCGGUCGUUCGGAUCGCUGGACGUUCGUAGUGACGUUCAUACCUCUGCAUUUCUGAAAACGCAGUCCAGCUGACAUUUCAGCGCAGGCCGAGUGUGUUCCAUAUUUAACUUUCCCUCCAGGAAGUGAGUCUGACGCGCCUGACCUGGAGUGCAGACAUGAGGAAAGCCCCCUGCCCUCCUCCUGAGAGUUGAUUUUAAGUGAACCAAACCUGUAAGAGAAGUUUUCACUUUUUCAUGCCUACAAGCUAUACACAGAAUGGAGAGGCUGGUUAGAUGCUUUAAAGCAUUGUGUCAUUUUGUUCUUUUGUUUAUAAAGACUAAUCCCCAGCGCGCACACACACACACGCACAUAGCUCUCUCCUCUCUGCUGGAGAAAGCUGGCAUAGCUGGCAGACCUGGCAGCGCUGCCAGUGAGCAGGAAGAGCGGGCGCGUGCCCUGGUGCGAAACAGUGACGUGUGCCCGCGUGUGAUGGGGCGUGUCAGGUCUCUGUUCCAGCACGGUGCUGGGACACCGCAGUCUGCCACCCUGCUCGUAAUCUCCCUUUGUGAACCCUUCCCAGGCAUCCACUCUCUCUGCUGAUGUCAGAAUGGAUUGUGCCGUGUGUUUAAUCUUUUAGCCAGCUGUCAGCCCGGUGUCUGUCUCCCAGCUAUAGGACAGGAGCCAGCUUCCUAUCCACCAUCCUCACUCGCUCCCUCUCUCUCUCUCUCUCUCUGCCCGUGCCCUGCUUGGCUUCUGGAGAGAGAUUUUGAUGUUUGUUUGAAAGCAGGACUGUGGGGCGGCUGUGCUGGGCUGAAAGUGGGCCUCUGCAGUCCUGGCAGCAGUGCAUGCACCCCGAAGCGUCAGUCGUCCCCGAGAACGUACAGCCAUACUAACAAUGACUAUUCAGGUACUUUAAAUUUUAAAGUAAUGUUUCCUUAAGAACAUAAAUGAGAAAAGCAUUGGUUCUCGGUAAUCUAUGUGGAAGUAACUAAAUGUUUAGGUCAGUUUUGAAAAAAGGCAUUGUGAAUAUUACAAACUGGUGCCGUUUUGACUCUCAAAAUGUUACUCGGUAGGUCUUUAACUUGUGGACACCUCUUUGCUCCACAAUGAGUAGGUGAAGCGCACCUGCUGAGAUUUUAUUAUUUUUAUUUUUUUUUGGAAGUAAUUUUUGCUAAAUGUCCUGUACAGGAAAUAAGGGGGUAAGUUUCUGUUUUCUUGUCCCAUAAUGGUAAUGUUAGCUGUACAUACAGAUAUUUAGUGUUAUAUAUUACGUGGUCUGUGUCAUGAACACUAAUGGAGAGCGAGCGGAACGGGCUUGUCCUGCCCCUUGAGCGGCAGCAGUGCUGGCCGGGGGUCUAGACUGACCCCUGACCCCUGACACACACGCGUGAGCUUUGUGGGCAGACCGGGGGCUCCUGCUUCUCCAGGGCCUCACAAAUGUGGUGGAAACUGUUGGUUAAGCUCUGAGCUUUCAGCCAAUCAGUGUGCCCCGGUCUUGCGUCUGUGCGUGCGCGUGAGACUACCGCCGCAGCGCUGUGUGCUGCCCGCCAUCAGCGUGUCUGUCCAACAGCUGGGCGAAGGGGUAGCACUUUCCUCAGGACCACCGUGCAUUUUUACUCUAGAGGAAAAAAGAACUAAAUGUGUACACCUAUAAUGAUUAAAAAGAUGCAUGCUUAUUUUCUGAUAUUUCCACUCUUUGUACUGUAGAUUCUAUUUUGCUACCAUGUACCCAUACUUUUUUUUUUUUUAAAGAAAGGGGGAAUUUUAAUGUGGUUUUACUGCAAAUUAUGAGAAUAGUUUUUUAAGAAUUUACCAAGUAAUGAAAUGGGGUAGGUUGGGGUGGGGCAGCAAAUAUUGCUGGCAGGUUCUCUAGAGACCUUAGAGUGAUAUUUUUUUACAUGAGAAGUGGGUGGACUUUGAAAAGGGAAGUGCAGGUUGUCAUGGUUGGCUGUGUGUACUCAAGCUGGGCCCCUUGUCCCCAUGUGUCCUUAGCCCUGAUUGGACAGCCAGAUUAUUUAUAUUCUUCCGUUUUCAAGAACAGGAUAGAAAUGGCACUGCAUUCAUAAUCAGUGGUGUUUAAAAAAAGGUUUUCCCAGUAAACUGUAACUAUUUCCCCUGCAGAGGCAGCUGGUUUUGUGAACUGGAGGGGAGAGAGGCCUGGUUGUUCUGUGGUCUGAGGCCAGCGAUCUCUGAGGUGGGUCAGCACUAAU